AUGGCUGUCCAUCCAUUCAGACAUUAUUUCCUAUCCCUCCUUCAAGUGCUUCCCGUCAUGCUCUGGUAUCUGCCGCUUCUUUUUAGCACAGGUAUUCCAUCUACCUUUGCUGCACAACUACAGCCCAGUCACCAGCCAAAUCUAUAUUUCAACCCCAUCCUACCAGGGUGGCAUCCUGAUCCGUCUUGUAUACAGAAUCGAGGUCUCUUCUUCUGCGUCACCUCAACCUUUCAAGCGUUUCCGGGGUUGCCCGUCUACAUAUCAGCCAACUUAAUAGAAUGGAAACUAGCCAGCCAUGCGUGGAAUCGAGAUUCCCAGCUUCCUGGUUUGAGCUGGAAUACCACUGGUCAAGCGAACGGCAUGUAUGCACCGACUAUUAGGUACCGUAACGGGGUAUACUAUGUCAUCGUUGCAUAUGUAAGGGGUGAUUCCAGGUUGGGGUUGCUGUUCAAGACGACAGACCCCUUUGAUAAUGCCAGCUGGGAGGUUCCAAUCUCGAUAGACCUGAAAGACAUCGACCCUGACCUUUUUUGGGACGAUGAUGGAAAAGCAUACGUGGCCACGGCAGGCGUCUCGCUGCAGGAGCUAGAUCUCGAAAGUGGCAGUCUCGGGGAGGCGAUUCCCAUAUGGAAUGGAACUGGUGGGGCCUGGCCCGAAGGGCCACAUCUAUACAAGAAGGACGGCUGGUAUUACCUCUUGAUUGCAGAGGGUGGCACAAGCGAGAAGCACUCCAUCACCAUUGCAAGAGCAAAAACCAUUCAAGGACCGUACACGUCCAACCCUAGCAACCCGAUACUGACCAAUCGUGGGACUGACGAAUACUUCCAGAGCGUCGGCCACGGGGACUUGUUCCAAGAUGCCGCCGGGAACUGGUGGGGUUUCUGUCUCGCUAUCCGCUCAGGGCCCGCGUAUGCUUUCAUGCCCAUGGGGCGAGAGGCAGUUUUGUUCAAUGCCACCUGGAGCGAAGAGGGGUGGCCGGUUCUGCAACCUGUUCGAGGCCGGAUGGCUGGCAAUAGUUUACCAAGCUCUCCUCUCACAGUCCUUGGCAAUGGACCUGCUGUGGACGGUAAUGAUAGAAUCACGUUCAGAGAUGGAGUUCCUGUGCCGCCACAUUUCAUCCACCAUCGUGUGCCACCUCCCGGUACAUUUGUGGCGACAAAAAACGGUCUGUAUAUCCAAGCAAGACGCGCCAACCUGACAGGAGAUCAAAUGUCAUCCGACGUGGAGUUGACGGGUCAGCACGGUUUGAGUUUUAUUGGGCGUAGGCAGUCUCAUACGCUCUUCCGCUUUGCCGUAGACUUAGCAUUACGGCUGCGUACUGACGGCCAGGAGGCCGGCAUCAGCAUUUUCCGAUCCCAGAAUGAGCAUAUCGACCUAAGCAUAAUCCGAAGAUUGAAUCAGACUUCAAAUAGCUCCUGUGGUGAUCUACUCUUCCGUCUAUCUGGUAUCAGUCCCUCAACCACGAUAGAGGAACGGCUUGUCUCGGUUCCAAAAGCAUGGAAGAAUCAACCCAUCAGAUUCGAAGUAGAAGCAUACAAUGCUUCCGACUAUACAUUCUCAGUAUCGCAAUUAGACAACGCAAGGGCAAGAAUCGUAAUUGGGAAGAUUUCAUCUGGGGCUGUGAGCGGUCGCGGAGGCAUCGGAUUCUUUUUGGGUUCUAUGGUUGGAGCUUUUGCGACCUGCAAUGGCAGGGGCAGCGGAAAUAAAUGCAAGGAGGGAAGUGAGGUGUUCAUCCAACGCUGGGUUUAUGAGGGGAUAGGUCAGGAAAUCGCGAACGGUGAAGUCAUUCCAACCAAAGAUUGA
Messenger RNA from Clonostachys byssicola, 1803 nucleotides. Lineage: Eukaryota; Fungi; Ascomycota; Sordariomycetes; Hypocreales; Bionectriaceae. The record is from the annotation of a GenBank genome assembly.